This is a messenger RNA of Nannospalax galili (Upper Galilee mountains blind mole rat), 2934 nucleotides long. It is a transcript of the gene Hdx, whose product is annotated as highly divergent homeobox. Lineage: Eukaryota; Metazoa; Chordata; Mammalia; Rodentia; Spalacidae. Gene Ontology annotation, molecular function: DNA-binding transcription factor activity, RNA polymerase II-specific; RNA polymerase II cis-regulatory region sequence-specific DNA binding. The record is from RefSeq and is a predicted model, not a curated record. Bases 112 to 2190 code for a protein of 692 amino acids. Gene Ontology annotation, biological process: regulation of transcription by RNA polymerase II. The transcript has 10 exons.
AUUGUCUGAGGCGGCAGUGGAGACCCAGGAAAAAUCUCGGGAAUCCGCCUGCCCCGGACCUGGUCUGAUCUUGGAUCCUCUGAUCCCUUCCGUGACCACACCACGCCCGAGAUGAAUCUGCGUUCUGUAUUUACUGUAGAACAACAAAGGAUUUUACAGCGUUAUUAUGAAAAUGGAAUGACAAAUCAAAGUAAAAAUUGCUUUCAGCUCAUAUUACAGUGUGCACAAGAGACUAAGCUGGACUUCAGUGUAGUCAGGACGUGGGUUGGCAAUAAGCGAAGAAAAAUGAGUAGUAAGAACUCUGAAUCAGGAGCAACAGGACCCAUUUCUGGGACUUCAUUGGCAGCUCCAGACAUUACAGUCAGAAAUGUGGUUAAUAUUGCUCGGCCUUCAACUCAACAGCCUUCUUGGACUUCUGCCAAUAAUGAUGUCAUUGUAACUGGUAUAUACAGUCCAGCAAGCUCAUCUAGUAAGCAAGGAACAACAAAACAUACAAAUACACAAAUUACAGAAGCAAAUAAAAUUCCUAUCCAGAAAGCAGCCAGUAAAAAUGACACUGAAUUUCAAUUGCACAUUCCUGUUCAAAGACAAGUAGCACACUGUAAAAAUGCUUCUGUGCUCCUAGGGGAAAAGACAAUUAUUUUGUCAAGACAGACAAGCGUACUUAAUGCUGGAAACUCAGUGUACAAUCACACAAAGAAAAGCUACGGAAGCUCUUCGGUACAAGCUUCUGAAGUGACAGUACCUCAAAAGCCAUCUGUGUGCCACCGACCUUGCAAAAUUGAGCCAGUUAGAAUUCAAAGAUCAUAUAAACCUGAACAUACAGGUCUGGCAUCACAUAACUUAUGUGGGCAAAAGCCAACCAUUAGAGACCCUUACUGUAGAACACAAAACUUGGAAAUCCGGGAAGUGUUUUCACUGGCAGUCAGUGAUUACCCUCAAAGAAUUCUGGGAGUAAAUACUGCACACAAGCCUAGCUCAGCAGAAGGAACUUGUUUUUCCAUUGCAAUGGAGACUGGAGAUGCUGAAGAUGAAUAUGCCAGAGAGGAAGAGCUGGCAUCGAUGGGCGCACAGAUAACAAGCUACUCAAAAUUUUAUGAAAGUGGCAAUUCCCUUCGAGCUGAGAACCAAAGUACAGUUUUGCUCGGGACAGGAAGAAAUCUACAGAAUUCACAAAUGGUGAAUAUUAGAGAUUUGUCAGACAAUGUACUGUAUCAGAACAGAGACUACCAUUUGAUACCACGGACCUCAUUACACACAGCAUCUACUACUAUGUACAGUAAUACAAAUCCAUCACGAAAUAAUUUUUCUCCACAUUUUGCGUCAUCAAACCAAUUGAGGUUAUCACAAAACCAAAACAAUUACCAGAUUUCAGGAAACCUUACUGUGCCUUGGAUUACAGGGUGUUCUAGAAAAAGAGCACUACAGGACCGCACUCAGUUCAGUGACCGAGACUUGUCCACCCUAAAGAAGUAUUGGGACAAUGGUAUGACCAGCCUGGGCUCUGUUUGCAGAGAGAAGAUAGAAGCAGUUGCAACUGAAUUAAAUGUUGACUGUGAAAUAGUUCGGACUUGGAUUGGGAACCGAAGAAGAAAAUAUCGUUUAAUGGGAAUUGAAGUCCCACCUCCAAGAGGAGGCCCUGCUGAUUUCUCUGAGCAGCCUGAGUCUGCUUCUUUGUCUGCACUCCCACCGGGGGAGGAAGCUGGGCCUGAAGUAGGAGAGGAUAAUGACAGAAAUGAUGAGGUGUCCAUCUGUUUGUCCGAAGGAAGCUCUCAAGAGGAGUCGAAUGAAGUUGUUCCAAAUGAGACCAGGGCUCAUAAAGAUGAAGACCACCACGCAGUAUCCGCAGAUAAUGUGAAAAUAGAAAUUAUUGAUGAUGAAGGAAGUGACAUGAUAAGUAAUUCUGAGGUAGAACAAGUGAAUUCUCUCCUGGAUUAUAAGAAUGAAGAAGUCAGAUACAUUGAAAAUGAGCUAGAGAUUCAAAAGCAAAAAUACUUUAAGCUCCAGACUUUUGUUAGAAGCCUGAUUCUAGCUAUGAAAGCUGAUGAUAAGGAUCAACAGCAGGCACUGCUGUCAGAUUUACCUCCUGAAUUAGAAGAGAUGGAUUUCAAUCAUGCCUCAUCGGAUCCUGAUGAUACCUCAUUCAGUGUGUCUUCUUUAUCAGAGAAAAAUGCCUCAGACAGUUUGUGAUUCGAGGGGGAAUAUAUGAUAUAGUCGUUUGGUUACCUAACAGAUGUACAUUUCAAGAUUACUGCAUUUUGUGUCCCAAUAGCCUUCAACCGGAAAAAAUACAUUGUUAAAACAUAUAUUCCAUGAAGGAAGGUCAAGAUAUAAUGUCUACAAUUCAAAAAAUAAAUACAAAAAUUAAAAGCACUUGAAAGAAUUUUUCCAAACUUAUAUGAAAUCCUGGAAAACUAUAUUUAUUUUUGAGCCACUCAGCUAUAAAAUUUAUUGUGUCUGAUUUCUUAAAGACUUUUUUGCUUGGUUUUUAAGGAGAAUCACAGUAACAGUUUUAGCCAGAGACACACAAAAUAAGUAUAUUUCUACAUUACUUGCUAAGUUGCUAAACCUGGAGUAGUCUAGUUUUGUGCCAUUCCAUCUUAUUUCUUCCUCUUUCAUUUUCUCAUAUCCCAUAUACACUUUUACUCAGGAAACUCAACUGAAAAUUAAAAACAAACUUAAAAUUUGUUUAAAAACUAUAUUUAACUGGGGUGAAUCCUAGAAUUUGUUUUUCACCUCCUAUUUGACUUAAGCUAAUGGGUGAAAAUUGAAUUGAUUACCAGGAUGUAGUUGUAAGUUAUUGGUAUUCUAUUGUCUAACCCCAAAACUGGAAGGAGCGGAAAACUCUAUAGAAAGUCAAUUCACCAAUUUUUCAAAUACCAUUUUAAGUGUACAGAAGCGACAUAGUAUAAAAGAUUAAUCAUAAUCCAAAUU